This is a messenger RNA of Pocillopora verrucosa, 6364 nucleotides long. RefSeq names its product myosin heavy chain, striated muscle. Gene Ontology annotation, molecular function: microfilament motor activity; ATP binding; actin filament binding. Lineage: Eukaryota; Metazoa; Cnidaria; Anthozoa; Scleractinia; Pocilloporidae. The record is from RefSeq and is a predicted model, not a curated record. Gene Ontology annotation, cellular component: myosin II complex; cytoplasm; myosin filament.
GACUCAACGAUUAGUCCGGCUUUGAGUGAGCGCCUCAGUAUUGUAGCGGGCGCACGACUCUGGCUGAGGAAUAGUCUAGCUACCGGGCUUGUGAAUAUUGUAUCCGCCGAGCUUUGUAAAUCUUUACGGAUCGAACAGCCAACAUGGAAUUAGAAGAUCCUGUGGCAUUUUUGCGAGUUUCUGACAAACUCGCCCGGCUAGAAGAGAGCAAAGCCUUUGAGAGCAAGAAAUGGGUCUGGAUUGCGGAUCCUAAAGAGUGUUUCAAGGCUGCCGAAGUGAAAAGCUCGAAGGGAGAUAUCUUUGUUGUUGAAACAAACGAUGGGCAGGAACGUGAAGUCAAUAAGAAUGACACUGAGCAGAUGAACCCGCCGAAAUUUGAAAAGGCAGAGGAUAUGGCCAACUUGACUUACUUGAAUGAAGCAAGCGUUCUUCACAACCUCAAACAACGAUACUUUGCAGGCCUCAUUUACACAUACUCUGGCCUUUUCUGUGUUGCCAUCAAUCCAUACAGAAGACUUCCUAUCUACACAGAGAAGAUUGUCUUUGCAUACAGAGGUAAACGCCGACCGGAGAUGCCACCCCAUAUCUUCUCCAUUUGUGACAAUGCCUAUCAUGACAUGUUGCAAGAUCGCGAGAACCAGUCUAUGUUGAUCACAGGAGAGUCUGGUGCUGGUAAAACUGAGAACACCAAGAAGGUUAUUCAGUAUUUGGCUCAUGUUUCUGGACAGACAAAGCCUGGAGACCAAAAACAUGAGGGAGGAACUCUCGAAGAUCAAGUUGUUCAAGCCAACCCAAUCCUUGAGGCAUAUGGUAAUGCCAAAACCAUCAGGAACAACAACUCCUCCAGAUUUGGAAAAUUUAUCCGUUGCCACUUUGGUCCCCAAGGAAAGCUUGCUGGAGCUGAUAUUGAAUCCUAUUUGCUUGAGAAGUCCCGUGUGGUGCACCAGUUGGAGGGUGAAAGAAACUAUCAUAUCUUUUACCAGCUGUUGUAUGGUGCUUCGAAAGAAACGCAUGAAAAAUUACUCAUUGAGUCAAACAAAUCAGUAGACUACGAGUUUCUCAAGAAGGGCUCGGAGAAAGCUGAUGGAAUCAAUGAUGUUGAAGAAUUUAAAAUCACUGAGGAAGCUGCCAACACAUUGGGUUUUGCCCCGGAAGAGAAGUUUGCAAUGUACAAAAUUUGUGCUGCAUGCAUGCAUUGGGGAAAUGCCAAGUUUAAACAACGACCCAGAGAAGAACAAGCAGAAGUGGCUGAUCCAAAAGACCUGGACAAAGUGUCUUUCUUGUUGGCAAUUUCUCAAACUGACUUUGGAAAGUCCCUUGUAAAACCAAGAAUCAAAGUCGGCAGAGAAUUUGUAAACCAAGGACGAAACCUUCAACAGGUCCAGUACUCAAUUGGUGCUCUCAGCAAAUGCAUCUAUGAGAGGAUGUUUCUGUGGCUCGUUGAAAGAAUCAACAAAACACUUGAAACCAAAGAAAGACGUGCCUUCUUCAUCGGUGUGCUUGACAUUGCUGGAUUUGAGAUCUUCAAGUUCAACUCCUUUGAGCAGUUGUGCAUUAACUUGACAAACGAGAAGCUUCAGCAGUUCUUUAACCACCACAUGUUCAUUCUGGAGCAAGAGGAGUACAAACGGGAGGGCAUUGAGUGGGACUUCAUCAACUUUGGACUUGACUUGCUUCCGACCAUUGAACUCAUUGAGAAGCCAAUGGGAGUAUUUGCCAUUCUGGAAGAAGAGUGCAUUGUCCCGAAGGCAACAGACAUGACAUUCUUACAAAAGUUGAACAACAACCAUGACGGCAAGCAUCCUAAGUAUUCCAAGCCUAAAAUCUCCGGCAAGAAAGACACCAAUCACCACUUUGAAGUUGCUCAUUACGCCGGCACUGUAGGAUACAAUGUUGAUGGAUGGUUGGACAAAAACAAGGAUCCGAUCAACGAAGCUGUUGCAACACUGUUUGCCAAGUCCUCUGAUCCAUUUAUUGCUCACCUUUUCAAGGAUUACGCCAGUGAAUCUCAUGCCAGAGGCAAAGGAGGCAGCUUCCAGACCGUCAGUAGCAAGCACAAGGAACAACUUACACGUCUUAUGGAUACCCUGUACAGCACUUGUCCUCAUUUUGUGCGCUGCAUUGUUCCAAAUGAACAUAAGAAAGCUGGUGUGAUCGAGUCGUCACUUGUAUUGCAUCAGCUGAGGUGUAAUGGUGUUCUGGAAGGUAUCCGUAUCUGCCGAAAAGGAUUCCCAAACAGGGUGCCCUUCCAGGAAUUCCGACAGAGAUACCAGAUCCUGGCACCAACUGCUCUUGCUGGUGGAUUUAUGGAUGGCAAGAAGGCUUGUGAGAAGCUUCUUGAUGCCAUGCAACUGGAAAAGCAGUCUUACAGGGUUGGAACCAGCAAGGUCUUCUUCCGAGCUGGAGUCUUGGGUGAACUAGAAGACAUGAGAGAUGAAAGGCUGGCCAAAGUCAUCUCCAUGUUCCAAGCAUACUGCAAAGGUUACCUGAUGCGCAAAGAAUACCGCAAGAUGUGCGACCAAAGAAUCGGAAUUGCUGUUAUCCAACGAAACGUGAGGAAGUAUCUGUUCCUGAGAAACUGGUCGUGGUGGAGACUUUACACAAAGGUCAAGCCUCUGUUGAACAUCGCUCGUGCUGACGAAGAGAUGAGAGAAAAAGCCGAAGAGCUCAAGAAGUUGCAAGAAAGAUUUGCAAAGGAAGAAGAGCUCAGGAAAGAAAUGGAAGAAAAACUCACAAAACUGAUGGAAGAGAAGAACGAAUUGUUCCAGAAUCUGCAAUCUGAGCAAGACGCAUGUGCAGAUGCAGAGGACAGAGCCGGUCAACUGCAAAAGGAGAAGGAAAAAUUGGAAGAUCAAAUCAAGGACCUCUCCGAACAACUCGACGACGAAGAAGAGAACAGUGCUGAAAUGCAAGAAGCCAGAAAGAAGAUGGAGGCAGAAAUCAGCGAUCUCAAACAAGACGUAGAAGAUUUAGAAACGGCUCUCAAAAAGGCGGAACAAGACAUCUCGAGCAGAGAGAAAAAUGCUGAACAACUUCAGGACGAACUUGCCGCCCAAGACGAAUCCAUUACUAAACUAUCCAAAGAGAAAAAAGCGCUCGAGGAAGCGAAACAGGAACUCGAAGACCAGCUUCAAGAAGAGGAAGACAAAGUCAAUCACCUUAACAAAGUGAAAUCGAAACUUGAACAACAAAUUGACGAGACAGUAGAACAGUGGGAACGAGAGAAGAAGUCGCGCGCGGAUGUGGAGAAAGUCAAAAGGAAACUGGAAGGUGACCUCAAGAUGACCCAAGACAACUUAGAGGAUGUCAAAGGUGAAAAAGCUCGUCUCGAGGACGACUUGCGAAGAAAGGAGCAAGAGCUAAGUGAAAGCAACGGCAACAACGAAAAUCUUCUUGCACAAAUCGAGUCUUUAAAGAAGAAGAUCAGAGAGUUGGAGGCCAAAAUCGAGGAGCUGGAAGAAGAACUUGAAGCCGAGAAGAAUGCUCGAUCUAAGGCGGAACGAGCGCGAAUGGAACUCGAGAGGGAACUGGAUGAUCUGAAUGAACGGCUGGAAGAGCAAGGGGGCGCCACACAAGCACAGAUUGACCUGAACAAAAAGCGUGAAGGUGAUAUAACCAGGCUGCGGCGGGAACUGGAAGAGCAGGCAUCUCAGCAUGAACAGUCCGUCAAUAGUAUGCGAGCCAAACAGAACCAAGCCAUGCAAGAAUUGCAGGACGAAAUGGACUCCUUGAAGAAAGCUAAAUCAAAGAUCGAGAAGGAAAAAAAUGCACUGCAGGCUGAAGGAGACGAUCUUUCUGUCAGCUUAGAAACGCUGCAAAAACAAAAGACCCAGUCCGACAAGCAGAAUAGAGCCCUUGAGGAGCAGCUUAAUGACCACAAAUACCAGGUGGAGGAGUUAAAGAAGAAUGUUGCUGAACUAGAGAUCGCACGCAGUCGGCUGACUCAAGAAGGAGGAGAUCUUGGAAAGCAAGUGGAAGAGUAUGAAUCAAAAAUUACCGUAUUUCUGAAAAACAAGAAAGCUCUCGAACAGAGCGUCGAAGAGCUCAAAAGGCAGAAUGAAGAGGAAGUUCGGCUUAAACUGGACGCUCAGAACAAAUUGAAGAACGCCGAAGCUGACCUGGACAGCAUGCAGGAAACAAUUGAGGAGCUGGAGGAUGGGAAGGCUGACUUGCAGAAACAACUUGCGAGAGCAAACACCGAGAACACACAGCUGAAAGCAAAGUUCGAACAGGAAGUGUCUGGACGCUUGGAAGAACUGGAGGACGCCAAACGCAAGUUGACACAAAAACUCCAGGAGACAGAAGAAGCCCUCUCCAGCGCCUCACAAAAAGCCAGUAAUGCCGAGAAAGCAAAGAACAGACUUAACUCGGAAUUGGAAGAUGCACUUAUCGACCUGGAGAAGGCACAAACCAACGCUUCCAAUCUUGAAAAGAAACAAAAGAAGUUUGAUCAGCAGAUAAACGAAUGGAAAGUACGAUGCGACGAGCUUCAAGCUGAAGUUGACAAUGCACAGAAAGAGGCCCGUAAUUACUCUACUGAGAUGUUCAAACUGAAAGGCUUGAAUGACGAAAUGAGCGAGCAGAUGGAACUUUUGAAACGGGAAAAGAAGAGUUUGGAAGCUGAGGUUGCUGAUCUGGCGGAUCAGCUUGGAGAAGGCGGCAAGUCUGUUGUGGAAAUUGAGAAAGCAAAGAAGAGACUCGAGUUCGAGAAAGAUGAAUUGCAGAACGCCUUAGAGGAAAUUGAGGCCGCUCUUGAAGCCGAAGAAUCUAAGGUAACGCGGGUUCAACUAGAACUCACUCAGUACAAACAGGAGGCUGAGAAGAGAAUCGCCGACAAGGAUGAGGAGCUUGAAAACCUAAGGAAAAAUCACAGUCGCCAGUUGGAGAGUCUCCAAGCUUCUUUGGAAACUGAAGUGAAGUCCAAGAGCGACUUGAUGCGAGCCAAAAAGAACUUGGAAGCAGCCAAUAAUGAACUAGAGAUCAACUUGGACAAUGCUCUGAAGGCGAAUGGAGAAUUCCAGAAGAACUUGAAGAAGUUGCAACAGCAAGUGAAGGAUUUGCAGCUAAUGGUAGAAGAGGAACAACGAGGCCGAGACGAUGCUCGUGAGGCCGCCGCUAAAGCCGAGCGUCGUGUCGGUGACAUCGCUUCGGAGCUGGAUGAACUACGCAAUCAGCUCGAACAGGCUGAGCGUCUUCGCAAGCAAGCCGAACAAGAGCGCCAAGAGGCAGUGGAUAAUGCAACUCAGUUGGCCAACCAGAAUAAUGGCCUCACGCAGGCCAAGCGCAAACUGGAAGGAACCAUAAACACCAUGCAAGAGGAGGCAGAGGACCUGGAAAAUGAGGCAAAGAAUGCUGAUGACAGGGCCAAGAAGGCUGCCAUCGAGUUGGCCCGUUUGCAGCAAGAACUUCAGCAGACUCAAGACCGCUUGGCUAAUGCUGAUAGAGUCCGUUUGUCGGCUGAACGUCAGGUCAAGGAUUUGGAAGUAAAACUUGAAGACCUUGAGGCACAAGGCGGGAAAGCGCUCAAGAACCAGAUCAAGAAGCUGGAACAAAGGGUUCGAGAAUUGGAGGUCGACCUGGACAACGAGACCAGACGUAACUCUGAGAACUCGAAGAAUGCCAAGAAGACAGAACGGCGUCUGAAGGACGUGCUUCAGCAACAGGAGGAAGAUCAAAAGAACCUGCAACACUCCAAGGACCAGAUCGAUCGCCUCAACAAGAAGAUCAAAAAUACCAAGGUCAACCAGGAGGAAGCGGAGAACCUUGCCGCCCAGUACCUCGCCAAAACGCGUAAGUUGCAGUGCUGUCUAGAGGAAGCUGAGGAGCGGGCAGAGACAGCUGAGAGCGCCCUGAACAAAGUCCGUUCCCGCUCUCGUGCCGGUGUCAGUACUGGAGGAGUUGGGAGAACGACGUCCAGAGAGGUGUCGUUAAGCCGCCCUCCUCAACCGAUAGACACGAGCACACCCUUAAGAAGGUCGUCCUAUAGCCGAGGACUUUCUGCAUCGGGACGCAGUCACUCGUCUACAUCAAUGGACGACAGCAUGGAAACUUGAAAUUUGUGGUCUGAGUAGGAAGGUUGCUGGAUUUGAAGUACAAAUGAUUAAAGGACACCUUAUAGUCCGUUAGGUUUCAAUUAAUCUUUUCAAAUGUUGUUUACGCUAGCGCUUUUUGCAUUAGGGAAAUAGAUAUUCGGGGAGAAGUUAGCUCCCGCAAAUAUUUUUUCUACAAAUUUGGAAUAUGUAACUGCCAGUUAGUUUAUAACUUUAUUUUUUAAACACGAGGAACUCGAUCCGUGAACUCGUAUUUGUUAUUUCUAUUUUGUCUACAAAAUAUUUGCAGCUCAUUAAACACCUGCUUAUUCAAA